UUCUGAAUAGUUGAGAACCGUGCGCAGACAAGCAGGAAAAGAUUUAUUUGUUCGAGGCGACGCCUUGCAUCAUUCUGUUAAAUUUUAGAAUAUAAGCAUUGUCCACAAAUCGUGCUGGCGUUGUUUUGUAUACUGAAGUUGACGCAAGAAACGCUUUUACUCGCGUGCCUUUGGUCGCGCUGUGCGUCACAGCAAAGAUAAAACGUUACAGAUUUAGAUUUCCCGAGAGUACUCCGAGAUUUAGGCAGCCGUUUAUCACGCCGAUAACCGAAUCCGAUUUUGCGGAGCACAAGAUAGUGAGGCGGAUUAGCGUCAACAAAUGCGCAGAAAAGUUUGCGACGAAUUAUGUGACAUCGAGGUGAUAAGGUACAAUAGCCCCGGGCAGGAAUGUUAACGGUUAAAAUACGAUGUUUUCAGUGGUGGUUUCAUUUUUGUUUUGCUUUACAGCUGUGUGAAUGUUUAGGUUUGUAAUAAGCAAGAAAUUUAAAACAAUAUUCACUAAACUAACCAAUUGUAAAUCUGUAGUUACAGGCGUUUUGUAUAUUAAUAUUUAUUACAACCGGUUAAACAUGUCUCCCGCAAGAACAACUUUUAACAACGUAUGCGCAAGAGGAAACAAGUGUUUAUUUCAAAUGUUAACGAUUGUCGCUGGAUGGAAAGGCGUCUUACUUGUAUUAGGGUUACAGAUAGCCACCACAAACGCAGUGACUUUCUGUGAUCCAAAUGAUGCAAGCACGUGUAGGUUUGGGGGAAGCUGUACGGCAGUAAGCUCGAUUCCUCAGAUGCUCUCUCAUGGCUAUCUACCGAGCCAGUACGUCUGUCUCUGCCCAAAAUUGACGUGUAGUCUGAUGCGACCCGAUCCAAUCUGCGCUUCCGACGGACGAACCUACGUCAACGAUCUUUGCCGCGAACUACAAGAAUGCGAGAUCCAAGCACCACUGGCGAGGAACUGCAACGGGUUUUGUGGACGUCAAUGCAAUCCAAUUGCAGACAACGCCUACGACGAUAGAUGUCCGGCACCGUACAACAAUUACUGCUCACAAAACGGGCUUUGUAGAAGCAGGAGAGGUGUCAGCAGUGGACCAUUACAAGUUUAUUGCCUAUGUUUUACGGGUUACGCAGGCUUUCGAUGCAAAGAGAAGACGCCGCGAGCAGUGAACGAGACACGUCCAUGUCAACCGUCGCAAGAAGAGACAUUGAAUUACAAGUUAGCCUUCUUGUGUUGCCUCGGCUUUCUGGUUCUUGUUUUACUGCUUCAGAUUAUCUGUUGCGUCUGUGACUUCAGGUUACCUAUAAGGAAACAAGAUUGUGGAAAGAAGCUAAACUUCUGCGAACAAUACGCGACUUCGAGGACAGAUUGUUCACGUGACGUCGAAUCGAACUCACAAGAUCGAACAAAGAAAUAACAUCUUUGUCUUCAGCCUAGCCACUGUGGUUAACCAACAGUCUGUGCCAACUGCAGCUUGCUGAUAUUUAUUGCAAGAAAUCGGAUAUAGAUGCCGAAAUAUCAAAGCUGCCUUAUGUACUCUCGUGUUAGGUUGUUGACGUGAUUUUCAACUUUUUUUUAAUUUCUUUGGAUUAUUUAUUAUUCUUACUUAUUUGCCCUACAGUUUCCUUAUGUGCCAUGUUGUUGCCGUACUUAUUUCAUUUGGUUUAUGCGCUGCUUUAUAUGUUUUAUCUCUAUAUUCCACCUUCUUACUGACAAACUUGUGUCGUCGAAUUGCGCUGUGUUCUUAAUAACUUAUGGUUUGAAAUAUACCACAACGCGCAAAAAAAUGAAG
Ciona intestinalis (vase tunicate) is the source of this 1781-nucleotide messenger RNA. The record is from RefSeq and is a predicted model, not a curated record. NCBI's taxonomy places the organism in Eukaryota, Metazoa, Chordata, Ascidiacea, Phlebobranchia, Cionidae.